AUGAGCUCCUCAGAUGAUGAUGUGCCUCUGGUUGGCAAGCGGAGAUCUAACGGACAGUCCGGAGCAAUACAUGCGCUCUCAGAUGAGCUGAUUUCGAAGUCCACUGAUCCAUCUGUUAGCGCCUCCCCGAAGGCAAAUGGAUACGCAAAACCCGGUUUGUCCAUUCGCCAUGGACUGGUCGACUCCGAGGACGUUGAAAUGCAGGAUGCCAACGUGAAAGGGGCCAGUCUAAGCAAGCGGAAAUCAAGAGGAAGCGAUAUGAUGCGGAAGUCGUAUGCGGAACCUGAGAGCAGUGAGGAGGAUAAGCCAUUGAGCAAGCGGCGUCGCGUUUCAGCAGAGCAAAGAAUAAAUGAUUUCGAUUCCGACGAUGCCCCCAUCAUAUCCAAACUGGCAAAAGGAAAAUCUGAAGCAAAGGUAGUCACUAUGGCAGAGUCUGCCACGGAUGGUUCCCUUGGUAAAAUCCUCAUGGCCGAGAAGACUAGGAUCGAAGAACGGGCCGGAAAGGAAGCGAAAGCGAUUCGCAAGCAUGAAAGUGCCGAAGCAACAAUAAAGAAAAAGAUUGCAGCCACAGCCGCUGCGACGGACAAGGGCACGAAGGGCAAGAAAACACUUGUAAAUGGCAUUAAAAAGUCGGAAUCCAGCGAUGAAGAUAUUCCGCUGGCCCGGAAAGUGCCCGCCAAGAAGUCCGUGAAAGCGUUUAAAUCGGAGCCUGCAGAUACAAAGAAGGGGAAAGCCAAGGUUGCAAUGAAAAAGGAGUCUAGCGAAGAACUGGAGGGGGAGGAAGCAGAGGAGGAAUAUCGCUGGUGGGAGGACCCAGCACAAGGCGACGGCACUAUCAAGUGGACCACUUUAGAACAUAAUGGUGUCAUAUUCCCACCUCCAUACGAACCACUGCCUAAACAUGUCAAGAUGAAGUACGACGGCAUUCCGAUUACGCUAGCUCCCGAAGCUGAGGAAGUCGCUGGGUUCUUCGGGUCCAUGCUUAACUCCACUCACAAUGUUGAAAAUCCUACAUUCCAGAAGAACUUCUUCACUGACUUCACCGCCUACAUUAAAAAGUCUGGUGGUGCAAAAGACCCGAACGGAAAUCCAGUGGCUAUAAAGUCAUUUGAUAGUUGUGAUUUCAAACCAAUCUUCGAGUACUACGAGGCCGCGCGUUUGGAGAAAAAGAACCUCCCAGCUGCGGAGAAGAAACGCCUCAAGGCCGAAAAGGACGAACUUGAAGCUCCGUACAUGUAUUGCAUGUGGGACGGUAGGAAGCAAAAGGUUGGCAAUUUCCGCGUCGAACCGCCUGCUCUAUUUCGCGGCCGUGGAGAACAUCCAAAGACUGGCAAAGUGAAGACUAGAGUCAUGCCAGAGCAAAUCACCAUCAAUAUCGGCAAAGACGCCAAAGUCCCACCGCCUCCCCCAGGUCACAAGUGGAAAGAAGUUAAACACGACCAAGAGGGGACUUGGCUAGCUAUGUGGCAGGAAAAUAUUAACGGCAACUACAAAUAUGUCAUGCUUGCUGCGAAUUCAGAUAUCAAAGGUCAGAGCGAUUACAAGAAGUUCGAAAAGGCUCGGGAACUCAAGAAACACAUUGAUCGGAUUCGUAAAGAUUACAAGAAAAGCCUAAAACAUGAACUCAUGUCAGAGCGACAGAAAGCCACUGCCGUCUACCUUAUUGAUCAGUUCGCCCUUCGUGCUGGGAACGAAAAAGGAGAAGAUGAAGCUGACACAGUGGGGUGUUGCUCGCUGAAAUACGAGCAUGUCACCCUUAAACCUCCAAGUACGGUUAUUUUCGACUUCUUAGGUAAAGAUAGCAUCCGGUUCUAUGACGAGGUAGAAGUAGACCCACAAGUCUUUAAAAACCUCAAGAUCUUUAAGAAAGCCCCGAAGAGGGAAGGUGAUGAAAUAUUUGACCGCCUGACCACUUCUGCCCUAAACAAACACCUUUCCAACUAUAUGCCAGGCCUCACCGCCAAAGUUUUUCGUACAUACAACGCUUCUUACACGAUGGCUACGCUUCUCAAAGAUUUGAAGUCAACUGGCAGCAUCGCAGAAAAGAUCAAGGAUUACAACGAUGCUAACAGAAAGGUCGCUAUUCUUUGCAACCACAAGCGCACUGUUACCGCGAGCCAUGCAAGUCAAAUGGAAAAGCUCGGCGAUAGGAUAAAAGGAUUAAAGUAUCAAGAAUGGCGCGUUAAGCAGAUGAUGCUAGACCUUGACCCGAAGAUAAAGAAGAAAAAGGGGCCUGCCUUCUUUGAGCUCGACGAAAGCUUAGACCAGGAAUGGAUCAAAGAACAUCAGGAUUACCUCGUCGAGGAGCAACGCCAAAAGAUCAAGAAGAAAUUCGAGAAGGAUAACGAGAAGCGCGCCGCUGAGGGCGAAAAGGAAAUGAAACCAAAGGAACUCGAGGAACGGCUUGAAGUCGCCAAAGCAUUAGAAGCUAAGUUCAAGCGGGAGAACAAGACUAAGAAGGUGGAAGCUGAAGGGAAGGGAGUCACUAUCGAAAAGUUGGAGAAUCAACUCCUGAAGCUCUCGCAACGCAUUGAAAACAUGUCUCUCCAAGCGGAGGAUAGAGAGAAUAACAAAGAAGUUGCUCUGGGUACUUCCAAAAUUAACUACAUCGACCCACGUCUCACCGUGGUGUUUUCGAAAAAGUUCAAUGUCCCCAUAGAAAAAUUCUUCUCAAAGACCUUGCGCGAAAAAUUCGAUUGGGCAAUUAAGUCAGUGGAAGAGGAUUGGGAAUUUUAG
Blastomyces gilchristii SLH14081 is the source of this 2736-nucleotide messenger RNA. RefSeq names its product DNA topoisomerase I. Gene Ontology annotation, biological process: DNA replication; chromosome segregation; DNA topological change. The transcript is spliced from 7 exons. The record is from RefSeq and is a predicted model, not a curated record. The coding region runs from base 1 to 2736 and encodes 911 amino acids. Gene Ontology annotation, molecular function: DNA binding; DNA topoisomerase type I (single strand cut, ATP-independent) activity. Lineage: Eukaryota; Fungi; Ascomycota; Eurotiomycetes; Onygenales; Ajellomycetaceae. Gene Ontology annotation, cellular component: chromosome; nucleolus.